This is a messenger RNA of Didymodactylos carnosus, 663 nucleotides long. The record is from the annotation of a GenBank genome assembly. NCBI's taxonomy places the organism in Eukaryota, Metazoa, Rotifera, Eurotatoria, Philodinida, Philodinidae.
AUGCUGAACUAUACCGUCGGUAUUGAGUGUUAUCGAUGCGGUUCAGCUACUGACACUAGGUGUGAAGCUCCUCUGAACACGAUGACUGGCAUAAUUCAGAAUAAUUGGUGGCCAGAGAACAAGACGGCUGAUUUAAGUUCCACUCGUUAUGUUGUCUGCCUUACAUUGGUUCAACGGUCGGUAGGUCCUGGACAAGAAUUUCUGCAGCUACCGGCUGACAAAGAUAAAGGGACGAAGCCGAACUACGGAAUCGCUGGCAGUUGCACAACACUUGUAACAGUGUUUAAAACUACAGGUGAAGUUGUAUAUGCGCAGCGAUUUCAUACUAACCCAGCAACUGUUUUACAUAAGCUUAAAAAAAUGCCUGAGAAAUGCGACAAUGUAACUGAAUACGAUGGAGAAUACAAUGCACUUCAGGGACGAUACGUACAGCCCGGUGACAAACCGGAGACGAUCACACGCGUCUUUUGCUGUAAAGGUCAGGACUAUUGCAAUUCACAAGAAUUUGACUUAGUAUGGGACCGAAAAACAACUGCCGUGUCCACAUCGACACCGCCGAAAAAGUCGGUUACACAGGCAGGGUCGUAUUUAACAUCUUCGAGUACAAUUGUAGUCUUUCUUUUCAGUGCUCUAUGGUGGUGUAUUGUAGCAUUUUUAUUAUAG